GGCACACCGGCUGGCGGGCAGUCCGUCACCACAGGAAUACCCGGGGAGUACUAACGGGACCGAGAGACUAACCAGGGAAGGGGGCAGGCAGGAGAAUCCGGAGGCGCGAUCUCCCCAAAACCCGAGCCAUGAGUCGCAGCAUCGUGCGGCAGAGUAAGUUCCGCCACGUGUUCGGCCAGGCGGUCAAGGCCGAGCAGGGCUACGAUGACAUCCGCGUUUCCAAGGUGACGUGGGACAGCUCCUUCUGCGCCGUCAACCCAAAGUUCCUGGCGGUGAUUGUUGAAUCCAGCGGUGGAGGGGCAUUCCUGGUGCUGCCGCUCUCUAAGACAGGUCGAGUGGAUAAGAACCACCCACUGGUGAUCGGCCACUCUGGACCCGUCCUCGAUAUCGACUGGUGCCCUCACAACGACAACAUCAUAGCCAGCUGCUCGGAGGACUGCACCGCUAUGGUGUGGCAGAUCCCUGAUCAUGCACUGAGCCGUCCUCUCUCAGAGCCCAUCGUGGUUUUGGAGGGACACUCCAAACGUGUCGGGAUCGUCAGCUGGCACCCAACCGCACGCAAUAUACUACUCACUGCAGGCAGUGAUAACCUGAUAAUUAUCUGGAACGUGGGGACAGGAGAGCCCCUCAUCACAAUGGAUGACCACCCAGACCUCAUCUACAACGUCAGCUGGAACCGAAAUGGGAGCCUGUUUUGUACCACCAGUAAGGACCGACGCCUGCGUGUCUGCGACCCCCGCAAGAGGGAGGUGGUUGCGGAACGUCUGUCUCCACAUGAAGGGAUCCGGCCAAUGAGAGCCAUCUUCACCAGAGAUGGAAACAUUUUCACCACAGGUUUCACCAGAAUGAGCCAGAGAGAGCUGGGGCUCUGGGACCCGACAAAUUUCGAGGAACCUAUUGCACUGUUGGAGUUGGACACAAGCAAUGGAGUGUUGUUUCCAUAUUAUGAUGCAGAUGCAAACAUGGUCUACCUCUGUGGAAAGGGGGACAGCAGUAUCCGUUACUUUGAGAUCACGGAGGAGCCACCAUAUGUCCACUACCUCAGCACGUUCAGCAGUAAGGAGCCGCAGAGAGGUAUGGGCUUCAUGCCCAAGAGAGGUGUGGACGUCACCAAGUGUGAGAUUGCCAGGUUAUACAAGCUCCAUGACAAGAAGUGUGAACCCAUCACAAUGACAGUGCCCAGAAAAUCGGACCUUUUCCAGGAUGACCUGUACCCAGACACGGCAGGACCUGAGCCAGCCAUGGAGCCUGAAGAGUGGCUGGAUGGCCGCGACGACGACCCCAUUCUGGUGUCCAUGCGACAGGGCUACGUGCCGCCCAAGAGCCGCGAGCUCAAAGUGGCAAAGAAGAACGUCCUGGACUCCAGACCCACCACUCGACGCAGCAUGUCCACCUGUGACGCCAACAGCCUGCCACCUCAGUUGAUUGAGAGGUUGCUAGAGGAGAUUCAGAAUCUGAAGGCUACAGUUUUGUCUCAGGAGAAGAGAAUCUGUGACCUGGAGAAUAAGCUUUCCCAGUACACCAACGGCACUGCCUGAUGCAUGCAUGCACACACACACACACACACACACACACACACACCUGCUGAGGAACUGGUCUGAAUUUCAGAAUAGUAGUAUUAAUUCAGAAACACAUUGAACAUGGAACUACUCCCCUGUUGCCCCAUAUUCUGUAACAAUCCUGCCCCCUUUAAUGAUAUGUCAAACAAAACAAAACAAACAAACAAACAAAAAAAACACAAGAUAGUAAAUUAUCACAACUUUAGAGUGAAUUGAAAAGUAUGAGAAGAGUGCAAGAGGUACAGUGCGGGAAAAAGGGAACUGCAGAUUUGAGGGACAUGUGCAAGUUGGGUUGAAGGACUGAACAGGAGUAAAUAUUGUUCAUCACUUGUUUGCUUUGUGUUAAAUGGUUUAAUACGAAUGAUGUUCCAGGUGUUUUGGGAAAUUAUAUUUUAAAAAAAACCUCCCUUGUUACUAUAUAGCCAUAAACCCACAUUCACCACUACCAAACACAUACAUGAUAUUAACAGAUGUACAAACACACACAGACAGAGCAAUCAACAAACACACACCUCAACACAUCCACACACACACACACACACACACACACACACACACACACACACAUGCGUGCCCUGCCCUCUUUAUCAGACUUCUACUGACCAACUCGCUGAAAUAAGUUGCUCUGAUUCUCUGACAACCUUUCAAAAAUGUAAAUAGUGAUAUAGACAGAAGGAGAAAAAAAUUUUGAACUUAUAGCAAAAAUGUGAAAAAGCAAAAAACUUUUGUGUGUUCUGUAAAGGAUCAUAUAUGAGACACAUAAUGGCAUCAAUUAAAACAAUGUUUUUUAAGUUCUG
Molecule: messenger RNA, 2356 nt
Organism: Myripristis murdjan (pinecone soldierfish)
Lineage: Eukaryota; Metazoa; Chordata; Actinopteri; Holocentriformes; Holocentridae
Gene: coro6
Product: coronin 6
Exons: 11
Coding region: 129-1538 (469 amino acids)
Biological process (GO): cell migration; actin filament organization
Molecular function (GO): actin filament binding
Source: RefSeq, a predicted model, not a curated record